GCGGGGUAGGUUGCCAGAGGAUUGGAAAGUUCGCAGCACCUUCGACUAUAACAGGUAGCCUCUUGAAUAUAAGGUCAAAUCUCGUAUGUCUUGAUUGGACUUUGCCAUGGAUAUCACCUGUUCUUCUCCGUUUGUCUCUGCACCGAUUCAGGAGAUGGUCGCCGAGCCGAUCGACAUCGUACUUGAUGAGCCCACCGAUACCUGUGCGAUGGUGGAAGAGAAAGCCGAGGAGAUCAUCGAGGCUGAGAAUGAGAGCCUUGACCAACUGAUGAUAGAGUUUACCAGAGGGUUUGAUCCUGGAAGCUUUGUCGAUGAGGUUUCUAAAUCACUCCCUCGUAUUCUUAAAGAUAUCUUCCCAGGUUCCUACGAGCAUCUUUUGAGCAUGCUGUUUGAAAGCGACGACAAAAUGCACGCCACCCAGAUGAAGCUAGAGGAAUGGCUUCUGAAAAGAUACCCUCAGAUUCUCAACAAGAUCGAUAUCGAACGCCAGGAGACAAACAUAACUGAUGAGACGUAUUUUGGGGCUGAGAUCGAGGUCUUAAGAAAGAUGGUAGCAUUCUUACGCAAGGAAUCUGAUAAACCAGUCUUCUGGCUCAAUGCUCGGCGUGCAAGUCCUAUCAAAGCUCGUGAGCAGCUUGAAGCAUCUAUCCGGGUCAUCGAACUGUUCAAAAGCGAUGUCAUGAUUGCGAUGAAACUGGACACGGAGGAUAGAAAAAUUUACAAUCCUCUCCCCGUCUCCACGGAACGCACCGCUCUAUUGAGUAUCAAACAACUUCGAAUUGACGCAUGCAAGGCAUCACUUUCUUGGGAAGGUUAUAUGAACUCUGCUAUCGUGUUCACCUCUUUCUUCCAUGCCUACAAGGCUUAUACCUGCGUGCACAAGCCAGACAAAGCCCGUGCAUGGGGCUGGCUCCCACCACAGGGACUUGCGCCUCCACGCUUGUCUGCAGAGAUAGCCCAGGUGGGUGAUUUGGUAAAAUGGGACUUUGAGCAUGAAAACAGCGCAUUCGAUCUGCUACUCAAGACGGCCCUUUGGCUAGGUAUGGCGAGAGGUCUCCCAGCGGUGCAUCUAUUCUGUGACGUCGCUCGACUUUUCACGACGCACAAGCCCUCCCCAACGGCAAACGAGCCAUAUAUCAGAUUUCUGCGUCAUCUGGCACAAACAAGAGUCUCCAUUGCCGGAAUCAAGUCCACUCCGCCCACGCCUGUUCCAUUCAAGGGGUCCGACGAAAAUACCAAUCGUGGUUACUUCGAAGACGUAUUCGAUUCAGACAAGAUCUUGGAGAAGGACCUAACCAAGACCCUUUCGUUGCUUGCCAUGAAUACCAAUGACUUCAAGCUAUCUGCCACGCCUCCAAAAUACUCGUUUCGCAAGAAGGCGAAGAUGAUCGAGCAGGCUUGUGUUAUGGAAGAGAAUCACACGGACAAGUGGCCUCAGAAAGAUCCGGCAAGUCAAGGAAAUUAGUUUAAUAGGUCAUUUUGUAUUCCUUUGCUAACAUUGUGUCCUCCUAGCACCCUGUGAAACCUCCUUCUCCAAUUCCUGCGGAAUCUGAACCGGCUUCGCCCCCGCAGGAGACGGAACCUGACUUUCUUGAUCAAAUCGAUUACGUCUCAGUCUGUCCUUGGUGAUUGAAUAUCUUGAGCUUUCAGGAUUUACGAGGCAUAUCAGAACAGCUUCACCCAUAUGUCAGCUAAUAUUUGAACAACAUUCUUAACGAACGUCUCUGAUUGAUCUCAAGAUGAAAAUCAAAACGAAAGAAAACCUCUCCACUCUGUCGAAAGCAAGAAGGUAUGCCAACCAAAGCUCACCCCAUUGAUUGGCGAUCGUGAGCCGUACUUCAGGAAAAUCACAAAACCCCUCGCU
Aspergillus eucalypticola CBS 122712 is the source of this 1864-nucleotide messenger RNA. RefSeq lists its product as uncharacterized. The record is from RefSeq and is a predicted model, not a curated record. The transcript has 3 exons. Bases 107 to 1465 code for a protein of 452 amino acids. Lineage: Eukaryota; Fungi; Ascomycota; Eurotiomycetes; Eurotiales; Aspergillaceae.